AUAAAAGAUGCCUAAAUUGAGCAAAAGGGAAGAAAAGAAAAUGAAAAAUCAAAACUUUUUAAGAAAAAUAUUAGAAUUAAAGAGUGAACUUUUUGGUCAGUUUUCUACUACUAUUACCAAAGAGUCACGGAAAACAGCAUGGAUAAAUGUAAGAGAUUAUUCUGUUUCAAUAGGUCUAAUAGGAAGCGACAAAGAGUUUUGUUAUGUACGCGACGCAACUUGGCCUAUCCUAAGACAAAAAUUGACCAAUCAAAUAAAACAAGGAGGUCCCGAAUCAAAAUUAGAUGACACUCAUAAACUAGUGAUUGAAAUAAUUGGAAAGGAAUCUUCUGUUGUUGAAGGAAUUGGCGUACCCGAUUCGAUGGAAACUGUUUCCAAAGUUAAAGAGAUUACUGAGGACUUUAGUUAUUCUAUGCCCAAUGAAAACGAUGAUAAUGGCACCACAAAAAGCAAGUGCUUGCUUCAACAAAGUUCAUGUAGAGGUAAGAAAAGAGUUAUCGUUUAG
Psylliodes chrysocephalus is the source of this 505-nucleotide messenger RNA. The record is from the annotation of a GenBank genome assembly. Lineage: Eukaryota; Metazoa; Arthropoda; Insecta; Coleoptera; Chrysomelidae.